AUGCCCCGUCGUUGGUUUUCCGAUCGGUUCCAUCAUGCCUGGGGACGCGUGGCCGGUCGCCAUGGCCGGCAAAGGGACCAAGGAAGUCAAAGCCCUCAACACUAUGCGGAAAUUGUGGCUGCUCCCGAUCAGAGCCCGGAUCGGGCCAACCACCUCCGUCGAGGCGCCUCUCUUCCAGAUCUCCUGACCCGUGCCACCCUAGGUGUUAUUGCCCAGCCGCUUCCUCUUGAUAGUGAAAGCCUUUGGGAUACUCCGACACCUGCCCCUUCUCCUGUUCAGUCCCAGUCAAAUGGCGCUAUUGGUCUCGGUACUUUCCUCGGGGAAUUGGAAAGAGAAGCAUCCCGUGAAGACCAGCAUUUUGCCCCAACAGCUAUUAUUACGACUCGCGACACUGGAUCCAUCGGUACAGGAAUUGAGGAUCAGCCCUGGAUGCUUCCUGGCCAAGAUUUCUUCCCUGAAAGUCAGCCGCCGGUUCCUAGCCAUCUGAGAACCGGACUAUUUUUGAGCUCUCAGCCGAAACAUCGCACGCUUGAGCCAUGCGACUGCUGCAGCCCAAAGACCUUGGCCGGAGACUGGCGAGCCUUGACUCUCGACCCUCUCACGCAUACCUUUACUCGUCACGAAUCUUUGGCAUCGUGCUCUGAGCUUCGCGGCCGAGACCAUUCCAAGUCUGAAGACAAAGCCUUUGCGGUCCCUAUCAGUGUUAUUACUAUUCACAGCGAUGUCUUUGCCCUUCUACUUGAGGUUCUCGUCUCUCCGAGCGGACUGAUUGGCCAAGAAGACGGGCUUAAUCUCCCGCUGUUGCUUGCCACGUUGUCAUAUGCUCUAGACCAAGGCAUGACCCGAGAGACUAAAAAGCUCAAGAGAACUAUUGAUCGAUACAUCCCCCUCCGCAUGUUCCACCACAAUCCUCAUAACAACUCACCUCGUCUGGAGUUUGAGUAUUACGAGUUCCGUUCCGAGGAAGUCUACCGGGCCUGGCUAGUAGUCUCUAAAGAUGGGAGACUCCAUGACUACCUCUCUCCCAGUGAGGCGGUAACUCUUUACAUCUACUUAGUGCCUAAUUGGUGGUGGUCUAACUGGAUUCACGACUACGACGAAAAGUUCAUAGAAGACACAAACAUUGCCUGGGCCUAUACCGAGGGCGUCCCUGGGAGUCGGUUUGAGCAAGUCUUUCAAAGUUUCUUCAGCCGCACACGACUUGGAUUGCAUUCUUGGACAGGAAGCGCUGCCCUUAGUGGUGGAGACCAAAGCUCUGUGACUAAGACCGGGUCUCAGGAAGAAGCUUUACAAGGAUCCGGCAACCAACCAGACGGCGCUCUCACCCUCUAUGGCGUCCCGUUCCAGGGAACUCGGAAGGCACCGCAUCAAAAGUACCCUCCAGUAAGCGGAGGUGAUUUGGAAGAAACCCUAAGGGGAUUUCAGGGGGGCCCACGCCAGUGGGCUCUCGAUGCACUUUUCAGUGGUGCGCCUGGGGCUUCGGAUAACAACCCAACGCCCGGGACCCAAGGUGCGCCCUUCACGGGUGCUCUUGGUGACACGCAUGAGAGCCCAUGCCAGGCUCUUGAUGCACUUUUCAGUGGUUCUCCCCGGGGUUCGAAUAACAGCCGAAAGCCCGGGACUCAAGAUGUACCUACUACAGGUGCUCUUGAGGCGGUGCAGGUGAGCCAGCACUGGGCUCUCGAUGCACUUUUCACUGGCAGUGCUAGGGAGAUUCUGGAUGAGUCGGUUCAAGAUGGAUUUCGCACUGGUGUGCCUGAGGGUUCGGAUUACGAUCAAAUGCGUGGAGAUCAAGAUGUACCUCGUAUUGUGCCUCCUGUGGCUGUAUCUGACAUAUCUGCUAGUUCAGAGCGAGACAUUCGUCGAAUUCGCAGAGAGACAGCUGUGUUACCUCAGGUUGAUUGA
Molecule: messenger RNA, 1905 nt
Organism: Fusarium odoratissimum NRRL 54006
Lineage: Eukaryota; Fungi; Ascomycota; Sordariomycetes; Hypocreales; Nectriaceae
Exons: 4
Coding region: 1-1905 (634 amino acids)
Source: RefSeq, a predicted model, not a curated record